Messenger RNA from Ipomoea triloba (trilobed morning glory), 621 nucleotides. RefSeq names its product probable protein phosphatase 2C 4. The transcript has 2 exons. Lineage: Eukaryota; Viridiplantae; Streptophyta; Magnoliopsida; Solanales; Convolvulaceae. The record is from RefSeq and is a predicted model, not a curated record. The coding region runs from base 1 to 621 and encodes 206 amino acids.
AUGGAAAAGGCCGCGGCUUUUGAGAGCUCCCCGUUUUUCUCCUCCAUCCCUUUGCAGCCCAUUCCCCGGAGUUCCAUUUCCUCCGUCCGGUCCGGCCCGGUUCCGGGGAUUUCCGGGUUCGUCUCCGGGCCGGUUGAGCGCGGGUUCUUGUCCGGCCCGAUAGAGAGGAGCUUCUUCUCCGGCCCUCUGGAUAUUCACUGCGAUAAACUCCAUAGAGAUUCCAAUCCCAAUGGGAGUCAUAGUAAUGGUUUGAGCAGUGAGGGUAGUUUAGUCUAUGAUGAAGAUGAAGAAGGCAUUGAGGCGUUGAUGGCUCAGAAUGUGCAGUGGGCUCAGGGGAAAGCAGGGGAGGAUAGGGUCCACGUUGUGAUCUCCGAGGAACAUGGGUUGAUUUUUGUGGGGAUUUAUGAUGGUUUUAACGGCCCAGAUGCCACAGACUUUUUGCUACAAAACCUCUACACAAAUGUGUUCAAGGAACUGAAGGGGGUGCUGUGGAAUGAAACCAAAAACACUACUGUUCCAUUGGUGAUUAACCAUUCUGAUGUUCUUAAGGGGCCGCGGAUUUUGAGAGGUCCCUCGACAACGCCAAAGGAGUCGAUUUGGAGGGAUCCUUACCGGCGGUAG